UCCUGUUGGCCUCAGCCCAGAAAUCAGCCUGCCCAGGUCCCUCUGUGGAGCCUUCGGGUGGAUCAACACUUUCCCCCUCUCGGUGCCACCUGCACCUCUUUACUGAAGGUACACUCAAUUCCCUCAUCCAGAUCAUCAAUAAAGAUAUUAAACAGGGCUGGCUACAAUACCAGCUCUUGGGGAACACCACUGGUGACCUGUUGGAUUUAACUCCAUUCACCACCACUCUCUGGGCUCAUUCCUCCAGUCAGUUUUCUACCCUGCAAAGAAUGUAUCUGUGCCAGGCAUGGGCUGCCAGCUUCCCCAGGAGAAUGCUGUGGAAGACAGUAUCAAAAAUUUGCUGAAGUCUGGGUAGACUAUUUGAACAGCCUUUCCCUCACCUGCCUGGUGGAAGCCCAUCCCAGUGUGAUGUGCCUGUGUUCUGGCCAUGAAGGGCAGCUGGGAAUUCAUUCCACAGCUGGAUUGUUGCCUUCUGCACCCCUCCUUCAGGGUUCAGCCCGGUUCAAAAGGACCCAACAUUCUAAGGAGAUGCUCCUAAUUAACCAUAAGGACAGCUUUGAAGUCCUAAGGCUUUGGGAUCUAUCUCUGUCUUAGAUAGGGGGCACGCUGACCAAUUCAGUGUGAAAUCUUGGCUUCACAAAAGCCUGGAGGAACUGAGGAGCAUGGUCUGGGCAUUACCAGGAUGCUGACAUCUCCCUGCCAGAGGAAAUGACAAUAGGGAUGCUUUGGAGGAGCCAUUUUUAAAAUGUCAGUCCUGAAGAAAACACUUAGGUGACAGUUUAGCUGUGUGUUCCCUUCUAAAGUUCACAAAUAAAAGUGUGAGAGAUCAGCUUGGGUUUUCUUAUCAUGUAAAAUAUGGAGAUCAAAUCUUCCAACCUCUAAGUCAGAAGGAAAACUCCUUUCCAUGACCCAGGAGGAAGAAGCUGGCUUCUGAUGUGUUUGACCACUGCAUGGCUCUGGAAAUGCAAGAAGCUGUCAAAGUCCUUCUUCCUGUUCUGCCAGGGUCAGCACCAGGGCAGCCUUGCUUUGCUGCCGCUUUUCUGGUGAAGAGCAGAACCACUUCCCUGCAUUGCCCUCCUCUGAGCCCAGGGGUGCCAGGCAGGUCUCAGCCCCAGCCUCACCCUACUCCAUCCUGCAUGGAGGUGGCCCCACUGCUACCUCUACAUGUGGCUGCUGGAGGAUUCCCAGAGCCACAGCCCUGGGACACUUGGACGUGCCUGAGGAGCCCUGCUAUGCGCAUCAGCCCUAAAAUUGCCGGUGCGCAUCCUUGCCGAGACAGCAAACCCAGUGAUUUAUCUCUUUUCUUUCCCUUGAUGCACAUUAAAACGAGUUUGCCGGCACUGCUGCUGCCUCCAGCUGAAUGCGUGUGCUUCUUGGCUCCCCGCACACUGCUCUCCACAGAUGCCGUGUGCUUUGGCAGCCAGGCCAGUCUGGGCUGCAGGAUAUUACGCCUGGCAGGGACACAAACCCCUCCAGUUCCUGGAAUUCGGAUUGUCUCGCAGAGUGCUGAUUAAGCAGCACUUUCUCUCUGCGCUCAGGGCAAACCCCCUGUUGUCCCCAAGCAGGGCUGCUUGCAGUUCAGCUCCUGCACAACAGCAGGAGUACAGCAGGUCCACCUUCCCAGGCCAUUGCACCAAUGCACAUCAAAUCAGGGAAACAAGAGCUAUUUCCUCAAAUGCACAGCUUUGCAGCCCAUGGCAUUGCAUGAGCAUUCGCUAUGCAGGGCUCUGUCUUUUGUGAAGUAAUAAAUCACUGAGAAAGCCUCCCCAUAAAGUAGCCCUAAUGCCUUUCUUAGGCUAGUUGCUGUCAGAUGCAGAGGUUGGCUCCAUAGGGUGCAGGUUGGAACAUUCCUCCAGCAUAUAUCUCCCACCACCCCACAGGAGAGCAAAUUCCACAAAAACUUGAGCAGAGGCAAAAAUGUGCACAGGAGAAUAUUCCAGCAGAGUCCCAGAGCAAGGAGAGGCUGCACUGGUAAGCACACCUCUGUGCUGGGGUGCUAUUCCCACUCCACAUGUGGCUGUGGUGCUCCUCAAGUCCCCGUGUCCCUAGGGUUACAGUGUGGUUGCUGGGGAUGCUCAGACUGUGCCAGGCUUCUUGCCUUCCUGCCCUGCCACUGUGGUUAUGGGCGGUUUGCAUCUGCGUUGGGAAGGCUUAGAGCAUCCUGCAUUGCAGGGAUCCAAUGUUGCUGUGAACAAGCACAACAGCCACCAAACAAUGGUCCCUGCAAGCAUCUUUUUCUUACCCAUUUCUCCUGCCUGAGCAGCAGCUUCCCCCCAGUACACAGUGGUCUCAGUGCAGCCAGCGGCUGCAGCAACCCCAGGGUCACUUCCACCCAGCACUGGGGUGAGGAGUCACUUUGGCAGCCAGUGAUCACUCUGUCAGCCUUUGGGAACAAUGCUCAGGAUGCUGUAGGAAAACACACCUGCUGCUGCAGAAUGGUCCGUGCAGGACAGCUGCCAGAGGGACACAUGCACCCCAGUGACAGGUGAGCAGCAUCCCACCCCAGGAAGGCACACUUCUGCCAUCAGCUUGCACAACACCAGGGUCUCCCCUGGUCCCCUCAUUGCUCUGCUGGGGCAGAACCCCUCUGUGCCUGCGGGGUUUCCUGACCAUCGCUCCCCAUCCAGACCCAAUGGGGGAUGUGAGCAGGGGGGCACAUCGCAGGAAAUCUUUCCUUGUAGCUAUCUCAUAACAAACAACAACAACAACAAACACCACUGAAACGAGCAGCUUUCCUGCCUGCCAGAGCACCAGCAGAGCUGUGCUGGCUUCUCCCUCCAGCAGCGCGUGGGGCUCAGCAGCGGCUGCGUGUGCAAGAGGCGUGCACCGAGAGCCGGCUAUAAACCGCCCGGCAGAGCUCUCCCCAAACCUCAGCACGUUCCCGGGGGGACGAGUUAGGAUGCAGUUUCUGCGUCACGCUGCCGUGGGCUGCCCGCCUCGCCUGGGUUAAAUCUCUGGCACACGUGUCCAGUGCAGGUUGUUUGCAGAGGUUGGCCCCGCGCGGUGCCGGGCUCGGCUGCGCUCGGCUCCUUGCUUCAGCACCACGCUCCAGGAGAAGGGACGGGAGAUCCACGCUGCAAUGCCGCUGCUGCACUUGCACCUCUGCUUCACCAGCAUGCUCUGCUGGCUGGCCCACGAGUCCAGCUCCUUGGUGCUGCCCAACGCCACCGAGCUCCUGUCCCUUCCUAGCAGCACAAGGACGGGUCCAGCUCCAGGUGCAGGGAUGCCCCGGAGCCGCCGCCGCCGGUACCUGUCCCCCCGUGACAUGAAUGCCAUCCUGGACUACCAUAACCAGGUGCGGGCGCAGGUGUCCCCCCCCGCUGCCAACAUGGAGUACAUGGUGUGGGAUGAGCGGCUGGCCAGGGCGGCGGAGGCGUGGGCUGCACGGUGCGUGUGGGAGCAUGGCCCCCCCCAGCUGAUGAAAUACGUGGGGCAGAACCUCUCCAUCCACUCGGGCAGGUACCGCUCCGUGGUGGACAUGGUGAGGUCGUGGCACCACGAGCAGCAGCACUACUCCUUCCCGCAUCCCCGUGAGUGCAACCCCCGCUGUCCCUCCAAGUGCAGCGGCUCUGUCUGCAGCCACUACACUCAGAUGGUGUGGGCCUCCUCCAACAGGCUGGGCUGCGCCCUACAGGCCUGCAGCAACGUCCAUGUUUGGGGCAGCACGUGGCGCCGCGCCGUCCUGCUCGUCUGCAACUACGCCAUCAAGGGCAACUGGAUCGGGGAAGCACCGUACAAGAUAGGGAGGCCAUGCUCAGCCUGCCCACCCGCCUACGGAGGGGUCUGCUCCAACAACAUGUGUUUCACAGGACUCAAAUCCAAUCAAGUGAGCUGGUUUUAGGACGGCGGCAGUGCUCCACGUCCCCCUGCUGCACCCCAUGGGGACAGGGGCAACAGGAUUAUUUAUGGCACCACGAUGCUUUUGUCCCCCCCAGCCCAGCCCUCCCUGUGCUGCUUUAGGCUUUAGGCAGGACACAGAGCCUGCUUUGGCCCCAGUGCUGCCACUCUGGGGGUUCUUUUUGGACAGCCCCUGGGACCGCUGCCGUCUGCAGCUGCUUCAUACCUAGGGGGCACUGCGGGUGCUGGGGGCACACGGGGCUGGCGAGGCCCUGCUGUGCAGGGCUGGGUGGGAGCCAUGCAGUGACCAAACUGUCCCUUUGGGACAAGCGACCGGAACCCAGUGUGCCAUCCCUGCAUGUGCCCCCCCAGAUCUGCCCCCCCACCCAAAUAAAGCAGUCUGGAGACCCAAGUGCUCGUGUCUGUCCUUCCUUGUGACAUGGAGCUAUGUGCUGUGUUUUGGGGUAACCCCAAAUAUCAGAAAUGUCCAGGAGCCCUCAGCAGGGCUGCAAGCAUGUGAGAUGCUGAGCACUUUGCUCCAUCGUGUGGGAGAAGCCAGCAAUGCUGUGACACCGGGCACUGCAGGGACACUGGUGCUAAAAUGCCAGAGGGUUAUGGCUCAGGACUGUGCCCUAUCCACAGUGCUGGGACUGGCAAGAGAUGGGGCAGGAAGGGACCUCCAAGGUGCCACCACCUACCCGCAUCUGCCAGUGGCUUGGAUUUCUUCCAGACUUGCCUUUCCCACACUGCUGUGAAGGUCUUUAGUCUGGCAUAGAGAAAACAAUGGGGCUCAGACACAGCCCGGGCUGCUGGGGGGCAGAGCAAUGCCUCUAGACUGGCAGGGACAGGUCAAGGUGGGCAUGCUGGUGAGCUCAGACAGCCCUGCUCCUGCAGAGUGCAUCUCAGGAGGAAAGACACCAAGCAGCGUGCUCCCCCAUGGAAGCCCCUUAAACCUCUCUGCAGGGAUCUGCCCCAA
Molecule: messenger RNA, 4813 nt
Organism: Meleagris gallopavo (turkey)
Lineage: Eukaryota; Metazoa; Chordata; Aves; Galliformes; Phasianidae
Source: RefSeq, a predicted model, not a curated record